Lepus europaeus (European hare) is the source of this 3968-nucleotide messenger RNA. RefSeq names its product dermatan sulfate epimerase (gene DSE). The transcript has 6 exons. Gene Ontology annotation, molecular function: chondroitin-glucuronate 5-epimerase activity. The coding region runs from base 171 to 3050 and encodes 959 amino acids. Lineage: Eukaryota; Metazoa; Chordata; Mammalia; Lagomorpha; Leporidae. The record is from RefSeq and is a predicted model, not a curated record.
GGCAGGGCUCACAGCUCCUGGGACCCGGUUGGACCUGGCUGAGCUUGUAUGCAGUUGCUGCUCUUAACAGAACAGGGGGAAAUUCUCUUUGCUGGAUGAGGGAGAUCUCGAGAUAAGGAUCUUUCGAAGAUGGUUUGGCUGCCUUGGAGAUUUGGAGAUCUGAUGCCACGAUGAGGACUCACACACGGGGGGCUCCCAGUGUGUUUUUCAUAUAUUUGCUUGGCUUUGUGUCAGCCUACAUCACCGACGAGAACCCAGAAGUCAUGAUUCCUUUCACGAAUGCCAACUAUGACAGCCACCCAAUGCUGUAUUUCUCCAGGGCAGAGGUGGCAGAGCUCCAGCUGAGGGCUGCCAGCUCCCACGAGCACAUUGCAGCCCGAAUCAUAGAAGCCGUGCACACCAUGCUGUCCAGUCCAUUGGAGUACCUACCUCCCUGGGAUCCCAAGGACUACAGUGCCCGCUGGAAUGAAAUUUAUGGAAACAACUUGGGUGCCUUGGCAAUGUUCUGUGUGCUGUAUCCUGAGAACAUCGAAGCCCGAGACAUGGCCAAAGACUACAUGGAGAGGAUGGCAGCGCAGCCUAGUUGGUUGGUGAAAGAUGCUCCUUGGGAUGAGGUCCCACUUGCUCACUCCCUGGUUGGUUUUGCCACUGCUUAUGACUUCUUGUACAACUAUCUGAGCAAGACACAACAGGAGAGGUUUCUUGAAGUGAUUGCCAAUGCCUCAGGAUAUAUGUAUGAAACUUCAUAUAGGAGAGGGUGGGGAUUUCAGUACCUGCACAAUCAUCAACCCACCAACUGCAUGGCAUUGCUCACAGGAAGCCUGGUUCUCAUGAAUCAAGGGUAUCUUCAAGAAGCCUACUUAUGGACCAAACAAGUUCUGACCAUCAUGGAGAAAUCUCUGGUCUUACUCCGAGAGGUGACAGAUGGCUCUCUCUAUGAAGGAGUUGCGUACGGCAGCUACACCACUAGAUCACUCUUCCAGUACAUGUUUCUCGUUCAGAGGCACUUUGAUAUCAACCACUUUGGCCAUCCAUGGCUUAAGCAACACUUUGCUUUUAUGUAUAGAACCAUCUUGCCAGGGUUUCAAAGAACUGUGGCUAUCGCAGACUCAAAUUACAACUGGUUUUACGGUCCUGAAAGCCAAUUAGUGUUCCUGGAUAAAUUUGUCAUGCGUAAUGGCAGUGGUAACUGGCUGGCUGACCAAAUCAGAAAGAAUCGUGUUGUGGAAGGUCCAGGAACCCCAUCCAAAGGGCAGCGCUGGUGCACUCUGCACACGGAAUUUCUUUGGUACGAUGCCAGCCUGAAGUCGGUUCCUCCUUCGGAUUUCGGCACCCCUACCUUGCAUUAUUUUGAAGACUGGGGUGUUGUGACUUAUGGAAGUUCACUACCUGCAGAAAUCAAUAGAUCUUUCCUUUCCUUCAAGUCAGGAAAACUUGGGGGACGUGCAAUAUAUGACAUUGUCCACAGAAACAAAUACAAAGAUUGGAUCAAAGGGUGGAGAAAUUUUAAUGCAGGGCACGAACAUCCUGAUCAGAAUUCCUUUACUUUUGCUCCCAAUGGUGUGCCUUUCAUCACCGAGGCGCUCUACGGGCCCAAAUACACCUUCUUCAACAACGUUCUGAUGUUUUCCCCAGCUGUGUCGAAGAGCUGCUUUUCUCCCUGGGAGGGGCAGGUCACAGAAGACUGCUCGUCAAAGUGGUCUAAGUACAAGCAUGACCUGGCAGCCAGCUGUCAGGGGAGAGUGGUUGCAGCAGUGGAGAAAAAUGGGGUGGUUUUCAUCCGAGGAGAAGGCGUGGGAGCCUACAACCCCCGGCUCAAUCUGAAGAACAUUCAGAGGAAUCUGAUCCUCCUGCACCCCCAACUUCUCCUCCUUGUGGACCAGAUACACCUGGGAGAGGACAGCCCCUUGGAGACGGCAGCAAGUUUUUUCCACAAUGUGGAUGUUCCUUUUCAGGAGACAGUGGUAGAUGGGGUCCAUGGGGCUUUCAUCAGACAGCGAGAUGGUCUCUACAAGAUGUACUGGAUGGAUGAUACUGGCUACAGUGAGAAAGCCACCUUUGCCUCAGUGACCUAUCCUCGGGGCUAUCCCUACAAUGGGACAAACUAUGUGAACGUCACCAUGCACCUCCGAAGUCCUGUCACCAGGGCAGCUUACCUCUUCAUAGGGCCAUCUGUAGAUGUUCAGAGCUUCAGCAUCCACGGAGACUCCGAGGAACUGGAUGUGUUCGUAGCCACCAGCGAACAUGCCUAUGCAACCUACCUGUGGACGGGCGAGACCACAGGGCAGUCUGCCUUUGCACAGGUCAUUGCAGAUCAUCAGAAAAUUCUGUUUGACCGGAAUUCAGCCAUCAAGAGCACCAUUGUCCCUGAGGUGAAGGACUAUGCUGCUCUUGUGGAACAUAACCUGCAACAUUUUAAGCCAGUGUUCCAGCUCCUGGAGAAGCAGAUCCUGUCCCGUGUCCGGAACACAGCUGGCUUUAGAAAGACUGCUGAGCGCCUGCUGAGAUUUUCAGACAAGAGACAGACUGAAGAGGCCAUUGACAGGAUUUUUGCCAUAUCGCAGCAACAACAGCAGAGGCAAAGCAAGUCAAAGAAAAACCGAAGGGCAGGCAAACGCUAUAAAUUUGUGGAUGCUGUCCCUGAUAUUUUUGCACAGAUCGAAGUCAACGAGAAGAAGAUUCGACAGAAAGCUCAGAUUUUGGCACAGAAAGAACUACCCAUAGAUGAAGAUGAAGAAAUGAAAGACCUUUUAGAUUUUGCAGAUGUAACAUACGAGAAACAUAAAAAUGGGGACUUGAUGAAAAGCCAGUUUGCACAGGCACGGAUGGUGACAACCACUCACAGCAGAGCCCCAUCGCUGUCUGCUUCCUAUACCAGACUCUUCCUGAUUCUGAACAUUGCUAUUUUCUUCGUCAUGUUGGCAAUGCAACUGACUUAUUUCCAGAGGGCUCAGAGCCUACAUGGCCAAAGAUGUCUUUAUGCAGUCCUUCUACUAGAUAGCUGUAUUUUAUUGUGGUUGUACUCUUCCUGUUCCCAGUCACAGUGCUAGCAUGGAACCUCUAAAUUGCAGAUCAUUUUGUGAUCACAAGAGUCUAUGCAAGAGAAAACAAAAUCAUUGUGCCAGUUUGGUACCGGAUUUUUUUUUUUCAUAUUCAUUUUAACAAAUUAAGGGAAGACAUUUUUGCACAGGAAAGCAGGGGCAUGGACAAAUCAGAACAGGAGACUUUCUCAGAGAAUCAAGAGAGUAGCUUGGUUGUCCCAUGGUGUUUCCAGAAGUGUUUGGCUUGGCUAAUAUGGCAGUCCAUAUAAUACUACUCUUAGAAGAAACAAAAAGUCCGUUUUUUAAAGUAAUUUUUUUAAGAGAAACAAAAAGAAUUAGAUAGGAUUGGGGUUUGUUAACAUUAAUUUAAUGCUAUCAGCAAUUUCCAGAUUCUACGUUAGGGAAAAAAUACAGAAUUGUAAGGAAUGCAGACUUUUAAAAAAAUGGUGUAGUUAUAUUGGAAAAUAUAUGUUUCUACUUCCUUAAAGAAGUAGAUCUUUGGUUAAAUGAAUAACAGAGUCAUUAUUACAGGACCUGGAUGGCUAUUAGGAUAACAGUAAAAAUGAUGGCAGAAGUUCAUUAAAGACUUGAUAUAUUUCCAGUAGAAAACAUAUCUAUGAAUGAAUAUUUCCUUGUUGGUGUUGGUCUUUGCAAGCAUAUAAUUGGUUGCUUUUAUACAUUCAUUGGCUUUUCAAUAAAUAAGAAAAUUUCAGAUUAUUUAAUAUUUUGUAGUAUUUUCCUUAUAUGGAAAAACUGUUGUAGACCCAAUGACUAAACUUUUUGAAAUAAAAUAUUUCACAUACUAAACAUUGACUUUAACACCAAAGAAGAUGGGGAAUCUGAAAUUUGGAUAUAAUUCUUAUGUUUUUUAAUAGAAAACUUUCUUCAAGUUUAUUUUGCUAAAUAAACGUCAUAAUUAUUACUUUU